Brassica napus (rape) is the source of this 1833-nucleotide messenger RNA. Its product is annotated as UDP-glycosyltransferase 84A1. The record is from RefSeq and is a predicted model, not a curated record. Bases 124 to 1596 code for a protein of 490 amino acids. NCBI's taxonomy places the organism in Eukaryota, Viridiplantae, Streptophyta, Magnoliopsida, Brassicales, Brassicaceae. The transcript has a single exon. Gene Ontology annotation, molecular function: UDP-glycosyltransferase activity.
CAAUGUUUUGCGGUUUUUAGUAAACGCGUUGAAGGUUUCUAUAAAUUCAAGAAUCUCUUUCUAUGUGAAUAUAUCAUAUAACACACAUCAUUCAAAUCUUCUUUGCUCUUUAUAUCACCUAUUAUGGGAUCUAUUUCGGGAAUGGAGUUCGAAUCUUCCCCAUCCCCAACUCCAGUUCAUGUAAUGCUCGUGUCGUUUCAAGGACAAGGCCACGUCAACCCUCUCCUUCGUCUCGGCAAGCUCAUUGCUUCGAAGGGAGCACUCGUCACCUUCGUCACCACUGAGCUUUGGGGAAAGAAAAUGAGACAAGCCAACAAGAUCGUCGACGGCGAGCUUAAACCGGUUGGUUCCGGUUCACUACGGUUUGAGUUCUUCGACGAAGAAUGGGCUGAUGACGAUGACCGGAGAGGCGAUUUCCUUCUAUACAUCUCGCACCUCGAACAGGUCGGGAAAAAAGAAGUGUCGAAGCUCGUGAGGAGGUACGAGGAAGCGAACGAGCCCGUGUCGUGUCUUAUCAAUAACCCGUUUAUCCCAUGGGUCUGCCACGUGGCGGAAGAGUUCAACAUUCCUUGCGCAGUCCUCUGGGUCCAGUCGUGCGCUUGUUUAUCCGCUUAUUACCAUUACCAAAACGGCACCGUUUCUUUCCCGACGGAGACAGAGCCCGAGCUCGACGUUAAGCUUCCUUGCGUCCCACGCUUGAAGCACGACGAGAUCCCUAGCUUUCUCCAUCCUUCUUCGCGGUUCGCCGGAUUCCGACAAGCGAUUCUCGGACAGUUCGAGAAUCUGAGCAAGUCCUUUUGCGUCCUCGUCGACUCCUUCGACGCUUUGGAACAAGAAGUGGUCGACUACAUGUCGAACCUCUGUCCGAUCAAAACCGUUGGACCGCUUUUCAAAGUGGCUAAGACGGUGACCUCUGAGGUAAGCGGUGACAUCUGCAAACCGGCGGAUCAAUGCCUCCAGUGGCUAGACUCGAGGCCUCGAUCGUCGGUUGUGUACAUCUCGUUCGGGACGGUUGCUUAUCUGAAGCAAGAACAGAUCGAGGAGAUUGCCCACGGAGUCUUGAAAGCCGGUUUAUCGUUCUUAUGGGUGUUUAGACCUCCACCGCAUGAUCUGAAGGUAGAGACUCAUGUCUUGCCGCAAGAGUUAAAAGAAGAGUGUGGGAGAGGUAACGGGAAGAUUGUGGAUUGGUGUCCACAAGAGCAAGUGUUAGCUCAUCCUUCAGUGGCGUGUUUCGUCACUCACUGUGGAUGGAACUCGACGAUGGAGGCAUUGUCUUUGGGAGUUCCGGUGGUUUGUUGUCCGCAAUGGGGAGAUCAAGUAACCGACGCGGUUUAUCUAAUUGAUGUUUUUAAGACGGGAGUGAGGCUUGGCCGUGGAGCGACGGAGGAGAGGGUUGUGCCGAGGGAAGAAGUGGCGGAGAAGCUUUUGGAAGCGACGGUUGGGGAGAAGGCGGAGGAGUUGAGGAAGAAUGCUUUGAAGUGGAAGGCGGAGGCGGAAGCGGCGGUGGCUCCAGGGGGGUCGUCGGAUAAGAAUUUCCGUGAGUUUGUGGAGAGGUUAGGCGUGGGAGCAUCCAAGGUUAAGGAGAACAGACAUUAAGACCAAAGUGUCAUUGUGUUCAGUUAUUUUUUUUUUUUGAAUUUUGCAUUAUUAGUGUUUCAUACUUUCAUCUCAUUCUUGGCAGUGUUCAAAAGUUUUUUUGUUCUGUAUUUGGUUUCUAUUUUGCAUUAUUAUGAGUGUUUCAUACUUUCAUUUCAGUCUUGGCAGUGUUCAAAAUUUUAUUUGUUCUGUAUUUGGUUUCUAUUUUGCAUUAUUAGUGAGUGUUUCAUACUUUCA